Molecule: messenger RNA, 3930 nt
Organism: Coturnix japonica (Japanese quail)
Lineage: Eukaryota; Metazoa; Chordata; Aves; Galliformes; Phasianidae
Gene: AP1G1
Product: adaptor related protein complex 1 subunit gamma 1
Biological process (GO): intracellular protein transport; vesicle-mediated transport
Cellular component (GO): AP-1 adaptor complex; Golgi apparatus; membrane coat
Source: RefSeq, a predicted model, not a curated record
CACGGCAUCUCGUUGCGCUGCUCGCGAUGCGGAGCCUCGUGCGCUUCCGCCGGGACAAAUAGUGCGCGCGGCCCGUUCCUCCCGUCCCGCCGCCCGCCGCCGCCCGUCCCGCUCCUGUCGGUGCCGCCCCGGCUGAGGCCGCCCGGCCGCUUUCCGGGACCGACGCCGGCGGAUCCCGGGGGGCCGCGAGGAGCGUCGUGCCGUGCGGAUCCCUCCGCCUGCGGUAUCGGUGCUGAGGCCGAGCCGCCGCCAUUUUGAAUGCCCGGCUCCUGCCGCUGCCUCCGCUCCAGGGACCGGCCCGAGGAUGCCAGCCCCCAUCAGACUGCGGGAGCUGAUCCGGACCAUCCGGACAGCAAGAACCCAGGCAGAAGAACGUGAAAUGAUUCAAAAGGAAUGUGCUGCUAUUCGGUCAUCCUUCCGAGAGGAAGAUAACACAUACAGAUGCAGAAAUGUGGCAAAGCUGCUGUAUAUGCACAUGCUGGGAUACCCUGCACAUUUUGGACAGUUGGAGUGCCUCAAGCUCAUUGCCUCUCAGAAAUUCACAGACAAGCGCAUUGGGUAUUUAGGUGCCAUGUUGCUGCUGGAUGAGAGACAGGAUGUCCAUCUUCUUAUGACCAAUUGCAUCAAGAAUGACCUUAACCACAGCACGCAGUAUGUGCAGGGGCUGGCACUCUGCACUCUUGGCUGCAUGGGCUCUUCAGAAAUGUGCAGAGACCUUGCAGGAGAGGUUGAGAAGCUCCUCAAAACAUCCAACUCCUAUCUUAGGAAGAAGGCAGCACUGUGUGCUGUUCAUGUUAUUAGAAAGGUGCCUGAACUUAUGGAGAUGUUCCUGCCAGCCACCAAAAACUUGCUGAAUGAAAAGAACCACGGUGUUCUACACACAUCAGUAGUCCUCCUCACAGAGAUGUGUGAGAGAAGCCCAGACAUGCUUGCACACUUUAGAAAGAACGAAAAGCUUGUUCCCCAAUUAGUUCGUAUUCUGAAGAACCUUAUCAUGUCUGGAUAUUCACCAGAGCAUGAUGUGUCUGGGAUCAGUGACCCCUUUUUGCAGGUGCGAAUCCUGCGGUUACUAAGGAUUCUAGGGCGAAAUGAUGAUGAUUCUAGUGAAGCAAUGAAUGACAUACUUGCACAGGUUGCUACUAAUACAGAAACAAGUAAAAAUGUGGGAAAUGCCAUUCUCUAUGAAACUGUGUUGACUAUUAUGGACAUAAAAUCUGAGAGUGGACUGAGAGUCUUAGCUAUUAACAUCCUAGGCCGUUUCCUAUUGAACAAUGACAAAAAUAUUAGAUAUGUGGCUUUGACAUCACUGUUGAAAACUGUGCAGACAGACCAUAAUGCAGUACAGAGACAUAGAAGCACAAUUGUGGACUGCCUGAAAGAUCUGGAUGUCUCCAUUAAAAGGCGCGCAAUGGAACUGAGUUUUGCUCUUGUUAAUGGGAACAAUGUUCGUGGAAUGAUGAAGGAGUUGCUGUAUUUCCUAGAUUCGUGUGAGCCAGAGUUCAAGGCAGACUGUGCAUCUGGAAUAUUCCUUGCAGCAGAAAAAUACGCUCCUUCCAAACGCUGGCACAUAGACACAAUCAUGAGAGUCUUAACAACAGCAGGAAGUUAUGUUCGUGAUGAUGCUGUUCCCAACCUGAUCCAGCUGAUAACUAAUAGUGUGGAGAUGCAUGCCUACACUGUGCAGAGACUCUACAAAGCCAUCCUUGGUGAUUAUUCUCAGCAGCCACUGGUGCAAGUGGCCUCCUGGUGCAUAGGAGAGUAUGGAGAUCUUCUGGUGUCUGGUCAGUGUGAAGAAGAGGAGCCUAUACAGGUAACAGAGGACGAAGUUCUUGAUAUUUUAGAAAGUGUUCUGAUAUCUAAUAUGUCUGCAUCUGUUACACGAGGCUACGCUCUCACUGCCAUCAUGAAGCUUUCCACAAGGUUCACCUGCACUGUCAAUCGCAUUAAGAAGGUAGUUUCCAUUUACGGCAGCAGCAUUGAUGUGGAGCUACAACAGAGGGCAGUGGAAUAUAAUGCACUAUUCAAGAAAUAUGAUCACAUGAGGCCAGCCCUGCUUGAGAGAAUGCCGGUAAUGGAGAAAGUCACCACCAAUGGCCCUACUGAGAUUGUACAGACCAAUGGAGAGACAGAAACACCGGUACAGGAAUCCAAACCUCCACACUCUGGAUUGCAGCCUGGUAGCCAGGCAAAUGAUUUGUUGGACUUGUUGGGGGGGAAUGAUAUAACACCUGUAAUCCCCACUGCACCUACAAGCAAGCCAGCAUCUGCUGGUGGGGAGCUCCUUGACCUACUUGGAGACCUCAACCUAACAGGUUCCCCAGUAUCUGCCCCUGCACCCCAGAUAUCACAGCCUCCAUUCCUGCUUGAUGGACUGUCAUCACAGCCUCUCUUCAAUGAUAUUGCUGCAGGAAUCCCUUCAAUUACUGCAUACAACAAGAAUGGGCUGAAGAUUGACUUCAGCUUUGAGAGAUCAAAUACCAACCCCAGUGUCACUGUAAUCACAAUACAGGCCUCCAACAGCACAGAGCUGGAUAUGACAGAUUUUGUUUUCCAAGCUGCAGUACCAAAGACAUUCCAACUGCAGCUUCUGUCUCCUAGCAGCAGUGUCAUCCCUGCAUUUAACUCGGGGACCAUUACGCAGGUCAUUAAAGUCCUGAAUCCACAAAAGCAACAACUACGUAUGCGGAUCAAGUUGACAUAUAAUCACAAGGGCUCAGCAAUGCAGGAUCUAGCAGAAGUCAACAACUUCCCCCCUCAGUCUUGGCAGUGAGGCUCUGGCACCAUUCUUAUUCUCACCCCACCCAAUCAAAAGAACUCUGGGAAGAAGGUUGUGAUCCUUGGCAGUCCCCUAAACUGCACCAUGGGCAUGGGGAACAGAUGAGACCUGCUGAUGAGGAGGAAUUUUCCUGAAGUGAUUGCUGACUUUGAAGCAUAUCUGUUAAGACUAAUCUCCUCUCCUCCGCUGAUGAGGCUGGUGGCUUGUGGAGGCUAUUCUGCACUCCCUCACACAUGCAUUCACAGCCAGAAGCAACAUUCCCUCCCUUCCCUGCCUCUUUACCCCCAAAGAAAAACAGCCUGGUUGGAAGAGAAGUCUGGAAUUUCUUGCAGGGAAACUUCCUUUCUCUGCAGCAAGUGAACAACUGCCCCUUCUUUCUGCUGUCUUUUUUUUUUUUUUUUUUCCUUUCCCCUGGGAUGGUCAAGGUGUGUUUUCAUACAUUACUGGCUGGAUUAUCUUCAGGCACUUUCAGCUGGGGCUCAGAAUGGGAACUUGGGGGAUUUUAGGUCGCCUUGCCUCUUUCUUACUGUAUCCCCUGUGUGUAAUGGAGCUGGAGGCUUUUUUGGCCUGUUCAGUGCGUUACUGUAUACACACAUCUCUUAGUUAUGUGAAAUGUACCAAGAGCAAGACAGGCCAUGGGACUUCAUCUACAAACCCGGGACAGUGCAGGAAAGAGGUGCCAGUGAGGCUGAUAAAAUUGCAUUGGUGCUGUUCUUGGAAAUGAAGACUUUACACUUGAAUUUUCUUUCUUUCCAUCAGUGGCUGCAGCCAUACAGAUUCAGUCUUCUGUAGCUUCCCCAGAAAGUAUGGUGAUGUAUAAGAGAUGUAGCGAUGUAAGGAGCAGCUGGUUUUCUACCACGGUUAAUUUCAAAGCCUUUUGACCCAUUAGUUGUGGCUUAUGGUAAGAAAGGACACAUUCAAUUUUGUAGAUCAGUCUUUGAGCGUAAGCUCUGUUGCCUGCUGGGAGACUCAUCGAAGACUCAUCGACAACUGCAGAGUUGUUCUCAGUUAUUCCAGACUUUCUCCCCAGUUUAAUUUCCAGAGCCUGUUGUAGAUUCCCCGGAUUCCAUUUGAUUUACUUCUGACUGGGAUAUUUGUGUUGUAUCUGUAACAUUGGCACUGAAAUAAAGACCAUGCGGUUUAAAGAGACCUUC